AUGAACAAUAAACUGAAACAAAAGAAUGGUGCUACAAUCGUUGGUGUUCGCCUGAGAUCUCUGUGUGUCUGUAUUUCUGUAGUAACUGUACUCCUCGUAGCAUGCCUAAGCACAGGAUACUGUCUAGAUAUUUUUCGGGUCAGCGUCUUAAUCACUAGAUUUUUCACGCCUGGGGACAUACUUGAAGACAACUCGAACAAUGCCGCAAAUGCAAUAGCUGCUAAUGACGGCGCGGAGGUAAACAAUAUUGGUCAGAAAUGCCUUGCAGUAGUCCUUCUGCUUUGUUCAGUGCUAGCCACACAAGGAGAUGAAUUUGGUGGUACAAGUAGCAGCUCCGACGCUUUUGGCAAGGCCAAGUCGGGUCUGUUCGGAACCAAAAGUGACUCUGGGGCUACCGGAACCAGCCGUGGCUCUGGGACUGGACUAGGAGCCGCUUUGCGUGGUUCUGGGGGUCUUGGUGGACUAGGAGGAGGCUCGCAAGGAGGUUCUAGCGGAGGAAGUGGUGGUUCCUCUGGGAGCCAAGGUGGUGGUCAAGGCUCCAGUGGUGGCAGCUCUGGUGGUUAUGGUGGUAACUCCGGCGGAUCUGGUGGGAGUUCAGGAGGUUCCGGUGGUGGUUCGGGAGGAUUUGGCAACUCCGGAUCCGGUGGUAGCCAAGGUAACGGAGGAAGUUCUGGAGGAAACCAAGGAUCGGGUGGAAGUGGUGGUAGUUCUGGUGGAUACGGGGGUAGUUCAGGAGGCAAUGGAAGGAGCUCAGGAUCUAGUGGAAACCAAGGUGGAAGCCAAAGCUCAGGCAGUGGGGGGAGUUCUGGAUUCGGUGGAAACAAAGGCUCAAGUGGAAAUGGGGGUGGCUCAGGGGGAUAUGGUGGAAGCCAAGGCUCAGGUGGUAAUGGGGGUAGCCAGGGCUCGGGUGGGAGUGGAGGUGGCUCAGGAGGUUCCUCGAGAGGUUCCGAAGGCUCCAGCGGCGGUGGCUAUGGAGGCAGCCAGGGAGGUUUCUCAGGAGGUACCGGAGGCUCCAGCGGCGGUGGCUCAGGAGGUUCCUCGGGAGGUUCCGGAGGCUCCAACGGCGGUGGCUAUGGAGGCAGCCAGGGAGGUUAUGGUGGAAACCAGGGAAGUUCAGGUAGCGGGUUUAAUCACAAAUUAGGAAAGUGA
Pieris macdunnoughi is the source of this 1149-nucleotide messenger RNA. NCBI's taxonomy places the organism in Eukaryota, Metazoa, Arthropoda, Insecta, Lepidoptera, Pieridae. The record is from the annotation of a GenBank genome assembly.